AUGUGCGGAAAGAAAAGUGUAGGCCGGGUGAAAUCCAUGCGGAGAAGAGCUAGUCCUGUUGAAGAAGCAAAGAAUACUCCAGAAAUAAGAGAGGAUGAGAUUAAUCCUGACCUAAGGACAUACUUUGAUAUCAACCAUAAUUUAAAUCCACCAUACAAUGUUAUACUGGAUACUAACUUCGUGAAUAUGUCACUCAGAAGGAAAAUAGAAAUAGCUCCAUCUCUUAUAUCCUGUCUAUUCAGCAGAGUAAAUAUGUUUGUCACAGACUGCGUCAUUGCAGAAAUGGAGAAACUUGGGCGAGUGCAUACUCUUGCCUUGAAAGUAAUUAAAGGAGAGAAGUUUCAACGGCUUAAAUGCGACCACCCUGGUAUAUACGCAGAUAACUGCUUUGUUGAAAGAGUAAAACAACAUCCCUGCUAUAUUAUUGCAACCUGUGAUAAAGAACUAAAACAAAGACUACGCCGUAUACCAGGAGUACCAAUUCUCUCAGUCCAAGGGAAGCAGUAUUAUGUUGAGUCACUCCCAGCCACUGGCCUGUUUAAAUUCUGA
Nematocida ausubeli is the source of this 549-nucleotide messenger RNA. RefSeq lists its product as uncharacterized. The transcript has a single exon. The record is from RefSeq and is a predicted model, not a curated record. NCBI's taxonomy places the organism in Eukaryota, Fungi, Microsporidia. Bases 1 to 549 code for a protein of 182 amino acids. Gene Ontology annotation, cellular component: small-subunit processome; nucleolus.